UAAAAUUUGAGCGACUUCAACAAACAGACAGCGCAUUAAAAAAUUCUAAAAUCUAUUCUAUACCAAGUUACUUACUCUCAAAUUACUCCUCAUGUAGGCCUAUCUAUUGUUUUCUAAAUCAGAUUAUUACAAAUAGUCAUUAAAAGCGUCGGAUCUUAAGGGAUGAUAUAGCUUUUCGCAUUUCGUCACAUCAGUGGUACUCGUUGGGUGGUUGGGUUUUUCGUGCGAUAUUAAUGACUAAUUAUAAUCCGAUUUGGAGUACAAUAGAUACAUGAGAAAGUCAAGCCGACCAAGUUUCAACACUUUGUUACCAUUCUCUCUUAGACGUCAUAGAUAUCAUAUCACUGUGCUGAUAUCAUCAACAGCUUUGGUCAAUUUUUGGUGAUUUAACACCUGAAAAGGUCAUAUUUCGUGAAAGUGAAGCUGCUGUGGCAGCAAUAUGGAUGGAGACACCAGCAGCUCAAGUUCUGAGGCUGAGGAACGAGAGAGUUCUCCAGAUGAGGGGGAAUAUUUGGUGUCUCCAGAAAUAGCCAUUGACUUCAAAGUUCCUAAAUUCAAUUUUUGUGACUGGGAUCCGAAUCCCGAGAAAGGCACCUCAUAUCUUGGUUUGUUACCAAUCCAAGAAACUUAUGAGCAGUCUGGUCAUGUGGGAAAGAUCAAGGUCUCCACAUCACAUCGAAGAAUCCGCAUGAGAGAGUUCAUCAAUGGGAAGAGAACAGGUCGAGACAUUAUUGAUGACAGAAAACUUCGCCAAGCGUCCGAUCAGAAUGAUUAUAACACAGUGCUGCAUCUUCUUGAGACAGGUGUUGACCCAAAUUGUUGUGACGACAAGAAGCGAACGGCUUUACAUUUUGCUGCUGCAAAAGGACAUCAUGACAUAGUGAAUGUCUUGCUGGAUCAUGGUGCUAAUCCAAAUCAAAAAGAUGUCAUCGGAAACACAGCCCUUCAUCUUGCUGCCUGUGCUCAUCACGUCAAGGUUGUGACUAUUCUGCUAAAAGGGGGAACCAAUCUGAUGUCGACAGACAACAUGGGAAAGACGCCACUGCAUUUAGCUCAUUCCAGACUCAGGACUCUCCAUGAUAACAAGACCUUUACAUCAGAACAACUCAAAGUUGAGGUCACUCAGGUUGUGGGAAUGAUGAAAGAAUACCUCAACAUCACUGGACACACAGACAGCGACUGUGAACUCAGUCAACUCACAGAGAAGCUGACAUUAUCAACGACUAUAGAUGAAGUUCAUGGAGUUAACGAGUUACUGGCACAGUUCACAAGCCUUAAACUAGAGUCACACAAACAACCUGUGCAGACAAUAGCCGCAAGUUGAGCGACAUGAGGACUCUCAGCUUACCAGCAAGGUGGUGGUGACCUUUGUCAGGUUACCCCAUGUCUUCAUGCUUAAUGGACUGCUAUGUCAGAUUCUGGAGUCAUCUUGACAUCUUCGUGUUACAGCUGUCCAGUGGAGUGACUUGUGUUUUCAUGCCUGUCUUGGCAAUCAAAGUGGACUGAACUGACUGGAAUAAAUGUAGUAUCGUCCAUGAAGAGUGCAAUAAUUCAUCAUCAAGUUCUGGUUUGAUGAUCUCGUGUUGUUUGCAUUUAGUUCAACACUGACCUGGACUGCAAUUAAGCUAUGAUUUGUUGUGAACUAGCUGUUAUUGCAGAGUAAUGUACACUACAUGUACAUGAAGUGUUGAUAGCUUUUCAACUUUUUUGACCAGCUAACAGGUUUGUUGAUUUACCUAGAGAGAGGGCGUUACUUGUUACUGUGGCAUGUACAUUGAAUCAAAACAACACAGAUGCUGUCGUUCAAAAUAAACCUUUGAAAGAAAA
This is a messenger RNA of Lineus longissimus, 1827 nucleotides long. Its product is annotated as ankyrin repeat domain-containing protein 54-like. The record is from RefSeq and is a predicted model, not a curated record. Gene Ontology annotation, molecular function: protein binding. Bases 440 to 1324 code for a protein of 294 amino acids. Lineage: Eukaryota; Metazoa; Nemertea; Pilidiophora; Heteronemertea; Lineidae. The transcript has 9 exons.